Molecule: messenger RNA, 1434 nt
Organism: Yarrowia lipolytica CLIB122
Lineage: Eukaryota; Fungi; Ascomycota; Dipodascomycetes; Dipodascales
Biological process (GO): protein arginylation
Cellular component (GO): cytoplasm
Molecular function (GO): arginyl-tRNA--protein transferase activity
Source: RefSeq, a predicted model, not a curated record
AUGAACAUUAUAUCAAACGCCCUAUUUUCGACAAGAAACAGAUGCGGCUACUGCAAGGAUAGAGAGGGUGCAGAGCCGCAAGGGACACUGUUCUCUUUCAACUCCGUUCAGAUGACAGCCGCACAAUACCAAGCACUCAUAGAUCGGGGCUUCAGACGAUCUGGCACAUACAUUUACAAGCCAGACCUGGCUAACUCAUGCUGCUCUCAGUACACGAUACGGCUCAAUGUGGAGGAUUUCAAAGCCAGUAAGAGCCAACGGGGUGUGCUUAACAGGUGGACCAACCAUGUUACUGAUAAGGGAAAUGGAGGAAAGAACUCGGGCAAGAACAACCAAUUCGAUCUGGUAGCAAAGAUCCAAGAGGGAGAGACCGACGCAUUCAAUUCGAGGCUCGAGCCCAACAGUUUCACCAAAGAAAAGUACGAUCUGUACGCAAGGUACCAGAAGCAUGUUCACAAUGAGGGCCCUGAAGAUAUUAGCGAGUCUGGAUUUCGUCGAUUCCUGUGCUCUGACAGUUUCACUGAUUCCACAAGUGAUGUCUGUAAAGGUCUAGAUGUGCCAGAUAGACUAUCUGGAGGCUACCAUCAACUAUAUUACCACAAUGGUAAGCUUGUGGCUAUGGCAGUUUUGGACAUUCUGCCCUUGUGUGUGUCUUCUGUUUACUUCCUCUGGGACCCCGAUUAUGCUCAGUGGGGGCUGGGAAAGGUGGCUGCUAUGAGGGAGAUUGCUCUGGCUAAGGCACUGGGUGUGCCUUACUACUACAUGGGGUACUAUAUUCCCGACUGUGUCAAGAUGAAGUACAAGGGAGAGUACCAUCCCAGUUUUGUGUUGGAUCCUGAAUCGUUGACUAUUUCAGAACAGGAAAUCGACGAUUAUCCCUUCCCAGAGGGCAUUAAUGUGGAGUCGCGUGCAUUGGCUGGAGUUGGUGUUUGGGUCCCUCUUAAAGAGAUGAGUAAAAAUAUCAGUACUAUGGACGACUCGGCACGGUAUUACUCAUACGUCCGCCGCAGUGCAAAGACGGUCGACAGACCCAAGGAGGUUGCUGCGAGGGUGCGAUAUGAGGAUUUGAGUGGUGCAGGCUACUUGAAGCUCGAGGAAAUGAUGAAAGGCCUUCCCAAAUUUGCUAACAAGAAACAGUUUGUGGCUCCUCAGAACGUCUUGGACGUCAUUCCGUUCGAGGGACAGAAGAUCGAGUAUUUCAAGUACGACGAUGACAUGUACAGUGAUAGUGAAGAUGAGGAGGAGGUAGAAGUAGAAGAAUGGGAUAAGAAGGAAAACGAGAAGCAAACUGUGGAGGGUGUUUUAGUCUCCCUGGCAUCUCUGGUUGAUAAAACUAACUCUGCAUUUGCUAAUGAAAUGGCUAUGGGUCUGCUGGCCGUUCGAGCCACUGCAGGUUCUGGUCUUGGAGACAAAACUGCCAUUCUGAUGGGUUAG